ACACAGACACCUAAGAAGCAAGCAGUUCAUUUUUACACAGACACCUAAGAAGCUAGAAUUUAGUCAUACAAAAGAGGACAUACAAUUACGAUGGCCCUGCACAACAAUUACAGCAUUGUUGCUGUUACUGUCAUUGCUGCUGUUGCUCUUGCUGGAACAUUAGGAGCAGUUCCCAUCUCUAAAAAAGCAGCACCAGAUGUGGGGAAGAAGUACAACCUUCACAAGGGCGUCAAGAGAGAGAAUGAGAAUGUCCAGGUCAAUGUCGAAGACAAUGUCACCGUAAACAACGUCACGGAUGAGCACUUCCAGGUUGCCAUGAACAGCUCAGGGAGUCUGAUUAUUUACAAGCUGGAAAUAAACAACACGUAUGUUUGUUUUUUUACUCCAAUGAACACAUCUGACGACAUUCACGAGGUAUGA
Lingula anatina is the source of this 420-nucleotide messenger RNA. RefSeq lists its product as uncharacterized. The record is from RefSeq and is a predicted model, not a curated record. Lineage: Eukaryota; Metazoa; Brachiopoda; Lingulata; Lingulida; Lingulidae.